AUGGCCUCGCUGGACCUGCCGUACCGCUGCCCGCGCUGCGGAGAGCACAAGCGCUUCCGGAGCCUGUCGUCGCUGCGCGCACACCUAGAGUACAGCCACACCUACGAGACACUCUACAUCCUCUCCAAGACCAACAGCAUCUGCGACGGGGCUGCAGCUGCGGCAGCAGCCGCGGCUGCGUCAGGCUUCCAGCUGGCGCCCGAGCCCGCCGCCCUGCUGGCCGUGCCCGGCGCCCGGCGUGAGGUCUUCGAAAGCACGUCCUUCCAGGGCAAGGAGCAGACGGCCGGGCCGCCCGCAGGGCCACACCUGUUGCAUCACCACCACCACCACGCGCCCCUCGCCCACUUCCCCGGCGACUUGGUGCCCCCCAGCCUACCUUGUGAGGAGCUGGCCGAGCCGAGCCUGGUGCCCGCCGCGCGCUACGCGCUGCGCGAGAUAGAGAUUCCGCUGGGCGAGCUGUUCGCGCGCAAGUCGGUGGCGUCCUCUGCAUGCUCGACGCCACCACCCGGGCCUGGGCCCGGCCCUUGUCCCGGGCCCGCCUCAGCCUCGCCGGCAUCGCCGUUGCCCGCCGAUGUGGCGUAUGAGGAGGGACUGGCCCGCCUCAAGAUCCGCGCGCUGGAGAAGCUGGAGGUAGACCGGCGGCUGGAGCGGCUGAGCGAGGAGGUGGAGCAGAAGAUCGCGGGCCAGGUGGGCAGGCUGCAGGCCGAGCUGGAACGCAAAGCGGCCGAGCUGGAGACUGCGCGGCAGGAGAGCGCGCGGCUGGGGCGCGAAAAGGAGGAGCUGGAGGAGCGCGCCUCUGAGCUCUCGCGCCAGGUGGACGUGAGCGUGGAGCUGCUGGCCUCGCUCAAGCAGGACCUGGUGCACAAGGAACAGGAAUUGAGCCGCAAGCAGCAGGAGGUGGUGCAGAUCGACCAGUUCCUGAAGGAGACGGCAGCGCGGGAGGCCAGUGCCAAGCUGCGGCUGCAGCAGUUCAUUGAGGAGCUGCUGGAGAGGGCUGACCGGGCCGAGCGGCAGCUGCAGGUCAUCAGCAGCAGCUGUGGCAGCACACCCAGUGCCAGCCUGGGCCGUGGCGGCGGGGGCGGUGGUGCGGGGCCGGGGCCCCGGGGCCCAGGCCGGAUGCGAGAGCACCACGCGGGCCCAGCCGUGCCUAGCACAUACGCGGUGUCACGGCAUGGCUCCUCUCCCAGCACAGGGGCCUCCAGCCGCGUGCCAGCCGCAUCCCAGAGCUCAGGCUGCUAUGACAGCGACAGUCUGGAGCUGCCCCGGCCAGAAGAGGGGGCCCCUGAGGACAGUGGCCCUGGGGGCUUGGGCACACGGGCCCAGGGGGCCAACGGUGGCUCAGAGCGGUCCCAGGCCCCUCGCAGCUCCGGCCUGCGGCGCCAGGCCAUCCAGAAUUGGCAGCGCAGACCCCGCCGACACAGCACUGAGGGGGAGGAGGGUGACGUCUCGGACGUGGGCUCCCGUACCACCGAGUCAGAGGCUGAGGGCUCCUCAGAUGCCCCCCGCCCCGGGCCUGCUGGGCCACUGAGCAGCUGUCGUCUCUCAGCCCGCCCUGAGGGAGGCAGUGGGCGGGGCCGGCGAGCUGAGCGGAGCAGCCCCUCGCGCUCCAAUGAGGUCAUCAGCCCGGAGAUCCUCAAGAUGCGAGCAGCCCUGUUCUGCAUCUUUACCUACCUGGACACGCGCACGCUGCUGCAUGCCGCCGAGGUCUGCCGGGACUGGCGCUUCGUGGCUCGCCACCCCGCCGUCUGGACACGGGUGCUGCUCGAGAACGCCCGUGUCUCUUCCAAGUUUCUGGCAAUGCUGGCUCAGUGGUGCACCCAGGCCCACUCACUAACCCUGCAGAACCUGAAGCCCCGGCAGCGGGGCAAGAAGGAGAGCAAGGAAGAGUAUGCCAGGAGUACCCGGGGCUGCCUAGAAGCAGGAUUGGAGUCACUGCUGAAGGCGGCCGGGGGCAACCUGCUGAUCCUACGCAUCUCCCAUUGCCCCAACAUCCUCACUGACCGCUCGCUCUGGCUGGCCAGCUGCUACUGCCGUGCCCUACAGGCUGUCACCUACAGGAGUGCCACGGACCCUGUGGGCCACGAGGUCAUUUGGGCCCUGGGCGCAGGCUGCAGAGAGAUUGUCUCUCUCCAGGUGGCACCACUCCACCCGUGCCAGCAGCCCACACGCUUCAGUAACCGCUGCCUGCAGAUGAUCGGUCGCUGUUGGCCGCACCUCCGGGCCCUGGGGGUUGGGGGCGCCGGCUGUGGGGUGCAAGGCCUGGCAUCACUCGCGAGAAACUGCAUGCGGCUGCAGGUCCUGGAGCUGGACCACGUGUCAGAGAUCACCCAGGAGGUGGCAGCAGAGGUCUGCCGGGAAGGCCUCAAGGGACUAGAGAUGCUGGUGCUUACUGCCACCCCCGUCACCCCCAAGGCCCUGCUGCAUUUCAAUAGCAUUUGCCGGAACCUCAAGUCCAUUGUGGUCCAGAUUGGGAUUGCUGAUUAUUUCAAAGAGCCCAGCAGCCCUGAGGCCCAGAAGCUGUUUGAGGACAUGGUGACAAAACUCCAGGCCUUGCGGCGGAGGCCCGGCUUCUCCAAGAUCCUGCACAUCAAGGUGGAAAGUGGCUGCUAACCCGGGUGGGGGGGCAGCAGGGCCCCCGCCAGCCCCACAUCAGGGUACUCUUUGGACCUCUGGAGGGACCCUGCUUUGGAUUGGACCUUCAGAGACUUAGUGUGUUAUCCCUGGCUUCCAGGGAGGGGUUGACAAUUUCUCAUCCUCCUCCCAUGACAGUGGAGCAACAGGCCUGACCCCCUGGCACUGCCUCCCCAUGGCAGGGGCUCGGACAGAGGCUGUCCUCUGACCCCUAGCCCACCCCCAGCUGGAGCAGCCUUCUGGGCCCAGCCAGCAAGGAGCCGAGUCACCACCAGCACCUGGUAUCAUCAUCUGGGGGAUCUGUAGUAACCAGCCAGUGGGUCUUCGACCAUUCAGUCAGGCUCCCACCCCUUCCUGAGGCCCAGCAUCCUUGUCAGGGACCUCUGCCAGGCCACAGGCCAGAGGGGGCUCCACAAGGCAGCUCAGACUUGGCAUGCAGGGCUCUUCUACCAUCUGCCUUGCCCCCAGCCCUCUGGGGCACCCCCUUCAGACAGCCCACUGAGGCUCUGGGUCCACAUUCUCCAGGGAUAACACAGGUGGGCCUUGGGGCCAGGGCGUGUGGCUGGUAAAAGCUGGGGGAGAGCAGUGGGGUAGUAAACACAGGUGGGGAUGGGUUUGGGAAGGCAAAACAUUAAUCCGGAGCUUCUCCCCAGGAUAUUGAGACUACCUCCCAAGGGGAAGAAUUUCCAGGUGGAGAAAACUUGAGUAUUUCUGUAAGAAAAGACAAGACCCCUCCUCCCAACCCCUACACACCCCAAUCACACACCAGAGCUGAAAUUCAGAGCUAAAAGGUGCAUGUCUCUUACCUACCAUCCACUUCCGAGCCUCUGGAGGGUCAAGUCCAAGCCCUGGGAAAUCUUGUCAGCCUGGAGAGGUUGUUCCUGUCCUCACGGAGUUUCCUUCUAAUCCAGGUGCUUGGGCAGGAAUAUAAUGGCCUUUAGGUCCCCAAGGCUGUCUGGGAGGGAGGCACUGUGCUAGGGACCUGAAGGAAACCUGGAGGAGGAUGGUUUGGUUUGUCCCUUGUCUGGGGCUUGGUUGAAGAUAUGGGGCCAAAGAAGAGGAAGAUCAUCAAUGGACUGACAUGCUCCCUUCCUCAGUCCCCACUGGCCCCAUGGGCUGACAGCUGCCUUGGGGUUCUUCUGCCUGGGGGCUGAGCUGGGGCCUGAGUGAGAGCCACUUGACUUUAAAGCCACAGAAUACGAACGAGGGUUUUCACUGAUCCUUGCAUGGUUCCCAAAAGACCAGGUCUGGUACUAAGGCUCCAAAGACUCAGGUGUCCCCACUUCUCCCCUCAGAACUCCCACAAUGGCUCAGAGACCGUGGGUCCUGCCAACCUUCAUUUGGAAAGUUCUUCCAAACAUCUCAAACAUCUAAUCAAGUUCCAUCUUGGAGUUUCCUUCUCUCCUAUGCAGGACUGGCACCCAGCCCUAGCCAUCAAGCUGACUGGUCCCUGCUGGGGUUGGGGUCCUCUCCUUUCCCAGUCCUCUCCAGGGAUCCAAUUUUCUGCCACAAUCUGGCUUGGACAUCAAGGCCAGCCCUGAGUUACCUUGUAAUGAGUUCUCCAGGGCUGGGACCCACGGGCUCACCCCAGCUCUCUGGCUCCGCUCCCUGGCUCUGUCCCAGUGCUUUUCAUCACUGCUCUGGCUUUUUUUCCGUGGCUUGUUGUCCCUGCCCUCUGAAGACCCAGAAUAUACAGGGUGUCAUGUUGACAAGUCCCUAUCCGGUCUUGCACGAAGCCUUGGCUGUGUGUGGCACUCCCACCUUUACCCCAGAGCAGCUAGCUCUGUCAACUGCCACCUCCCAGCCCUGUCCCCAAGUUAUGGGAAGGAGUACAACUUCCCUGUCCCUCCAGGGGCCUGGAAGGAAGGUGGAGGUCCACUCAGGGCCCGGCAGCUGUGGGUGUACCUGUCUUGCUUUGCCAGCUGUAUCCCCUGUAGCCCCUGCUCUCUGCGAUCCCAGGACCAGAGGUUACCCUCCCUGUUUUCUGGGCAAAGCACAAAGGGAUGCCCCGCAUGGUCUAAGCCUGUCCAACAGAGGGCUUUCACUGCCCCAGGGAACCUCCAUCCCUCAACAGAAGGCUCUGGGCAACAUCUCACUGGAUGGAUACUCAUCAGAAUGCAUGGCAUCAACGCUGGGAAAGAUCAGGAUGAAUGGGCAGAGAGAAAGGUAGUUCUGAAAGGUGCUGAUGUUGGUCAUAGGUCCAUUCACACACACAUUCAUUCAGGCAACAGCCCUGUGCUUAGGCAGGUGAACAAGAACUCCCUCUCCUCACGCUGGCCUCCCAAGGGUUUGGCCAGGAAGCCCAGACAAGUCCCCUAACCUGUAUUUCCCAGCUGUGUGUGGGAGGACAUGUUGCCCAAGCCCCUGCCAGUGGGAGUGGUGUUAUGUCCCACUGUACACCUGCCCCUGGGACUGACAGACUUGUGUGUCCUGGCCUUCAUGCAUGCCCCAAGAACUGGCAGCUUUGCAGCACCCCAAUCCCAACAGCAACUUAAUGCUAUUCUUUUGCCUCAGGGGAGAUGAGCCUGCUGCCGAGUGGGAGCUUUUGCUUGCUAAGACACUCCAUUAUUCACUUUCUUGACAGCUACACGCUAGCUAGGGCUAAGGGUGGGAACAGGGAUGGAGGGCCUGGCCGUCCCUAGAAACACCUUAUCCCAUCCUCACCCAUCCAGUGGGCCACCCCUCCUCCUCGAUACCUCAUACCUAGAUAUGAAGAGGAGGACUGAAGAAGCAAACCAAGGCAGGCCCCACUCUAGGGGCCCAGGAAUGUAUAGAGGGCUAUCGGUCGUGGCCACUUGGUGUCCCUACAGCCCUCCUCUUGCCACACAGCCUGGCCUAGCACCUGGGAGGCUUUGCAUAUGUGGCUGGAGUGUUUUGCCGUGAUUCAUUCAGGCCACUUCCCCACACCCGACAGGGAACGAGGGAGAUGCUGUGUUCAUCUGGAUCCCUGUGGGGAGAGGGAGUAGGUUGCCCAGGCUUUUCACAGACCAGGACAGACCACGUAAGAAUCAAGGCAUCUCAUGUUUUCCUAGUUCCAUGAUAGAAUUUAGCCAGUCCCUCAAGAACUGCAUCGAAAAGGGGGCCUUCUCCCAAGGCCUCCUGCCCCAAGGUUUAGCUGCCUGUCUUUUGCCUUUGGAUCCCGCCUGUCCCCCUGGCCUGGUCUCUAAUAUUCUGGGACACAGGCGGGGAGCUGUCCAGGCCCCAAUCCCUCUAAGGCACUAAGUUGAGGGAGACCUUCCCAGAGUGACUAUUGUGCCAAAGACCCAGUUCCCAGUGGACUUGGGGUACAAACAGGAGAGGGUGAAUGCCCAAACAAGUUCCCUCAAACCAGUGGAAUCUGUCCGUCUGUCAGUUCAUGAUGAGUGUCCUUCCUUUCCCUGGGGGCCCUUCUGUUUACCCUUGGUGGCCAUGCUUCCUCUUCCAGCCUCAUCCCAGGCCUGCAUUUCUGUAUAUACUGCUGUGUAUUGUGUGUAUGUAUUUAUUCUUGGACAGGUGUGUUCAUUUGCAGCCCUUGCCUGAGGAUAAGGUUUAGGAUUAGGUGAAGAUCAGAAUACCAGGGCCAACUAAGGGAACCAGCCCCUAUUUCCUCCCCAAUCUCCUGGGACCCUGGCCAGUCCCAAAACAGGCAGGCUUCCCCACCAUGGGUCCCAGCUUCCCCUGCCACUGCCAGCAUGGCUCCAGGGAGGCUUGGCCUCAGGCUUCCCAGACUCGGUUCUUACCCUCGAAGGGGCCUUGUAUUCAGGCGCAGCAGCCUGAGGUGACCAAGGCCUGACCUCGUGGCUGGUGCCAAUAGGCUUGGCUUUAGCAGACACCACUUGUGGAGACUUCCACAAGUGCCCCCCUGGCCCUGUCUUUCUCACACAGGCAGGCAGGCCGCACUGGGCCCAAGCUGUGAGAGGGUAGCUUCGCCCACUCUAAGCACAUCAAUCAGGCAGAGGGGUGGGGAGCUUUUUUUGGUUUUACUUUUUGGUAAAUUUCUGAAGUGGUGCCUGUACCUCCAGCCCCCAGGGGGCCUUCCCUGUCCCCACUUCUCUGCCCCACCCAGGCAUCGCCAUCCCAGCACUUUGCUCCACGUCACUCAUAGGUGCCCUUGCCGAACGUUCCUGAGUUUAUGUAUCUAAAGACUCGUGUGGGCGUCAGAAUUUAUGGCUCGGUAUCCAAUAAAAGAUGGUGAAACUGCCGUAUCUGACCCAGGGAGGUAAACAGUAUGUGGCCACAUCUGUCAGUCGGCCUCACCACAGCCUUUCCGCAGUGACGUGGGCUGAGGCAGGAGGCGGCGGGUAACCUGAUCGGUGUCGGCGGGGUGAAUAAAGGACUAAAGAAAUCA
This is a messenger RNA of Loxodonta africana (African savanna elephant), 6958 nucleotides long. RefSeq names its product F-box protein 41 (gene FBXO41). Gene Ontology annotation, molecular function: protein binding. The record is from RefSeq and is a predicted model, not a curated record. The transcript is spliced from 12 exons. NCBI's taxonomy places the organism in Eukaryota, Metazoa, Chordata, Mammalia, Proboscidea, Elephantidae. Bases 1 to 2610 code for a protein of 869 amino acids.